Molecule: messenger RNA, 469 nt
Organism: Trichogramma pretiosum
Lineage: Eukaryota; Metazoa; Arthropoda; Insecta; Hymenoptera; Trichogrammatidae
Gene: ATPsynG
Product: ATP synthase subunit g, mitochondrial
Exons: 2
Coding region: 103-402 (99 amino acids)
Biological process (GO): proton motive force-driven ATP synthesis
Molecular function (GO): proton transmembrane transporter activity
Source: RefSeq, a predicted model, not a curated record
AUGCGGACCGCUCCAUUGAUUGUAUGCUUGUGACUUACAUCUUGUGCUAGGCACAAGUCAAUAUUCUUCGUAGUAUCCUAAUUGGAAAAUUCGAUAAUAAAAAUGGCAAAAGUUGUAGGAUCCUUGGUGUCUCUCACCCAAAAUAGCAUUAAGGCAGCUAUGCCCCAGCUUCGUAUCAUCCAAAGAUAUGCCAUGGUCGAAAUGGUACCACCAACCCCCAAAGACAUCCCAGCUAUUCGUGCUGGAAUCAGCAAGCUGAUCACUAGUGCCAAGACUGGUGCUUACAAAAAUAUUACCACUCGUGAUGCACUCCUGAACACCUUGGUGGCUAUUGAAGUUUAUUGUUGGUUCUUUGUUGGUGAAUGCAUUGGAAAACGCCACAUUGUCGGUUAUGAUGUUUAGAAAUAUUGUUUUUAAAUAUCACAUAGAUUUCAUGUUAAUGUAAAAUAUAGAUAUUAGUUCAAAAAUC